GGAAACACUAGUUAAUAGAACGUGUGGGACAAGACUGAACAGUGCUGACCAAAACAUUGCCCGCUGUCCGCCCAACCUCUACAGCGCCAUCUGUCACUGUUCCUCAUCGCACACACACACAAACACACACACGUUGCCCCACGUGACCUGGGAAAGCCGUGGGCCAUGGGGAACGUCGAGACUACCCUGGGCCAGCUGGAGGUCGACAGGGACAAGAGCGAAGUGUAUGAGGACUGGAUGAUGGCGCCGGGGGAGCUGGACGGGAUGCCAGUGACAGUAUUUUCAGCCGCCCAUCCCUCCUCCUCCCGCAAGCGUCCCUACAUUGAGAGAGCGCUGCAGGCCAGCCGAGUGUACCGUCACCCAGGACUGCUGCGGUACCUGGACGGGGGUGUGGUGGGGGGAGAAGUGGUGGUGGUGACGGAGAGAGCAACACCACUCCGUCACCACAGUCUGGAAAGCUUCUCUCCACUCCAUAUCUCAGCUGGCUUGCAGUCCAUCAUUGAGACGCUGGUCUUCCUUCAUGACCGGGCUGGGGUGAGUCACAAUAAUGUGAGUGCAUCCAGUAUCUUCAUCACGCCCGAUGGAGCCUGGAAGUUGUGGGGUCUCGAGUACUCCUGCAGCUUUGGGAAGUUGACUCGGGACCAUGUGGAGCACAUCAACAGUUACUGCCAGGAGCGAGUGGUGCCUCCUGAUGACAAGACGCGCAUCUCCCCAUCCUACCAGCACGCCCGGGACUCCUACGCCUUUGGGCACCUGGUGGAGGAUGUGCUCACUCCAGAAGUCUUGGCAGAGGUGGGUGGGGCAGCAGACUUUCUGGCUUUGGUGAAGAGGAGCUGCCUCGCCCCAGCCUGGAGCCAGCGGCCGCGCCUCACAGAGCUGGCAGAGCACCCGAUGUUCAGCCACGACUUCCUCAAACUGCACGACACCCUCACCAACAUCCUGCUCCUCACUGACUGCAAAAGAGAGGAGUUCCUGAUGAGUGUGGCGGAGAGUUUGGAGCAGUACCCUGAGGAGCUGGUGUCCAGUACCCUGGCUGGUGCCCUCCUGAGUCGCCCAGUGCUGCUCCACCCAGCUGCUGCCACGCACCUCAUGCCCAGGGUCCUCACGCCCCGCACUGGACCCAGAAGAGAGAAGCCUGACAGUGGUGGGAAUGACGAUGGUGGUGGCGGUGGUGGCGGCGGUGGCGGCAGUGGUGGUGAGGGACUGUUUGGGGAGGAGGUGUUCCAGCGUGACAUCGUUCCCCAGGUGGUGCGUCUGUUUGGGGUGCAUGAUGCCACUGUAAGGGGCAUCCUGCUCACUCACCUGCCCUGCUAUGUGACUCUCGUACCUCAGGAUGUGUUGGCUGAGGAAGUGCUACCAGAACUCCUGCUGGGGAUCCGAGACUCAAGUGAUGCCCUGGUUUCAGCCACCCUGCACGCCCUGGCCCACCUGGUGCCAAUCCUUGGGGCCAGCGUGGUGGUGGGAGAGAACCGGCACAAUCUGUUCACUACUGCUAAGCCAAAGGCAGCUGCUGUCCUUCCUCUCACCAAGUCUGUGUUGUCUAAGGAGCCUCUGACGAACGGCAUCAAGGUUAGCAAGGCCCACGUCACUCCCUCCGCCUCUCCCAGAUCUUCAGAACCAACACCACCACCACCACCACCUCGCUCCAUAUCCCUGGUGGAUGCUGAAGUCACAUCAGACACUGCCUCGCUGGACAACCUCUCCCUGGACAGCCUUGCCCUUGCCCACAUCCCAGAGAGGAGCUCACCAGAUGGUGGAGAAGACAGCACAGAACCGGCUGCCCCUUCCCUUGGACCUCCAGGUGUGGGUGAGGUGGAGGCCUGGUCAUCAGACUGGGAGGACAUGCAGGAAGGAAGUGGCGAGGUGUUCAGUGUGGAGCCCAUCACACCUCCUAAGGGAAUGCUGGGUGGUUGGAGUGUCGAUCUAGGAGGUGGAGAGGAUGCCUUCUCACAUAAACCACAGCCUGAUAGUGUGGACAUUCCUGACAGCGGCCCGUCUCUGCUGCCACCACUCAGCCAGACGCACAAGUCAAACGGCCGGCAGAGCUCAGGGAUGAAGCUCGUGCGUUCCAAGGUUGACACACCACCACCGCCACACAGAACACCAAGUCUUGGGGAGGAAUUUGAUGUGAUGGCCAUUAAGGUCAACAAGAAACGUGAUGCUGAACUGGAUCUCUUUGCUGACUUGGCGCCAAGUUUCACCACCAAGAAGUUUGACCUGGAGACGCUGCUUGUGGAGGCCAACCAGCGGGCUAAGGGCGUCACACACACCCGCACCCCUUCAGUCUCCGAGAUGCUGGCAGGACUGGACACCAACAUGGGGGAAGAUGCGUGGGGGGAUGAGGGGAGCUGGGACAUACCCUCUCCUCCAUCCAAUAACUCCCCUUUGAAGUCAAAGCAGUGGGAUUCUGAGCCUUGGCCGGACCUCACAACCCCAGACCAGCCUUCAGAGUCCAAUGGUGUGACGGAAAGUGUGGUGGUGGGAGGUGUGGUGGGUGGUGUGUCCUUGAGUGCACCUCAGCGGCCGGUGAAGGACAGCUGGGAUGAUGGCUGGGGGGACGACUUCUGAUGGUAGUGGGGAGGACCUUAGCAGUGCCAGACAGUUACCUUAACAUUCCUGCACACCUGAGUUGGGUGACACUGAUAAUGCUGCUGUGAUGUGGCUGCUGUGUGGUGUUCCUUGUGUGUUUGUAUUUGAUUUUUAUGUGGAAAGCGACACAGCACUGCUUAUAUUGACUAGUCAGAUCCCACUCAUGCUGUGAAUUGUUGUGAGUUACAUAGUGUGUUUUUUGGAAGACUUUGUGUAUGAGGAAGCUUGAAAAGACAGUUGCCGGUCACUACAGCUGGUUUCUGCACAAGUGCGUGAAAGGUUGAUGGCAUUUUGAGUGUGAUAGCAUCGUCAUUGUCGAUUAUUUAUGAUUACCUUUUUAAAUUUGUCGGGUGGUGGAGUCCUUGGAAGGUUCUGGUUCUUGUAUACCCAGGCAUUGGUGAUGGCUUGUCUUGGCUGAGGGUGUGUGUGUACAGCAGAGUGGCUGCAGAUGUGAAGCUUGUCUUGGCGGUUUCUUCCUUCUUCGAGAUUUUGUGAAAGGUUUUGAUCCACACUUGUUGUCUUUCAGUAGUAAUCUCCUGAGAAAAAUUGUGUGCAUCUUAUUUUUUCACUUGUUUUCCUUGUUCAUUCACGUGUGUUUUCAGGAAAAGGUUCUGAUCCUCACUUUUAUUUUUUUAUAGCAAUUUCCUGAGAAAGAAUUGCUUGGUUUUCAUUUUUAUCACUUUUCUUGUUCAUUCACUUAUGAUUUUACUUCAAUUUAAUUCAUUCAGUCACUCAUUUUCCUUCUUCACUCUUCACAUGACUCUAUAGCAUCUUGUACUUUGAUUAAACUCCUUGAUUUUUUGUGGCUUGGAAUUUUAAGGGUCUUAAUUUCUAUAGAAACCUUUAUUGGUAUUAUAGUUAUUUACCUUAUAAUUUCUAUAGGGACAUUAGUGUUAUAUUUACCUGAGCAUGAGUCCUCGUGAUAGUUUGUGUGGUGAGAGGAGUGAGGGAUACAGUGUUUGGUGAUGCAACACUGUAAGCAUCACCAAGUUUGUGUGGGUUGAAUGAGGGAUGCAAUGUGUGGUGAUGUAACAAAGAUCUCCCACACAGUCUUGUACAACACCUUGAGGAUUGUAUCACUGUUCUGGAUGAAGCCAUUGUGUGCCACCAGUGUAUUCCUUGUGUUGUCAUCCCAAAGGCCUCGCUCUUUCAGGUCUUGUAAGAGGUGGUGGUUGACAAUUAAGACCUCCCCAGAGAGGACACGCCUGCUGUAGAUGUGGAGGUGUAUGUCUCGAUGGACUUGUUAUUGCCAAGGAUAUGGGUGGUGGAGGCAGUGGGCAUGAGCACCAGCAGGAGGGAGUUGUGCACACUAUUCUUAGCAACCUUCUUCAGGAUGCCCCAGUUGUGCAGGUCUGUUGGUGUCACAUUCCAUAUGUUGUACUGGAAGAUCUCUGUUCACAGGACAGCCUCCCAUAGGUCUCAUAAGGUCCCUCUUCCUAGGCCAGUUCACAGCUUGCUUCCAUUGCUCUACAGUAGAUUGUCUCAAAAAUGUGCUUGUUCAGGAGCUGAGCCUUGGGGGAAUCAAAUGGAUACCUCAUGAGGAUGAAGGCAUUGGCCAGGCCCAGCACCCUGAUGCUGCUGGGUCUCUGCCUCAUGUUGGAGCGUCUUGCCUCCUGCAUGGUGUAGUAGUUCAUGUCGAUGAUCUUGUUCAGGUUCCUCAUCACCACCUUUGUCACUUCCUUCAGCUACUGGAGGUUGUAUGUCUUGUCAGAGUUGGUAUACAUGUUCAUGGUGAUGGGGGCCAAGUUAAUCACUGCAAUCUCAUCAGGAGUACUUCACAAUCUCUGUGCAAAGCUUGGAGCACUUGAUGGUUCCCAGGUUCUGUUGGUUGCUCUUAUGGUUGCAGGAAUCCUUGUAUAACAUGUAAGGAGUGCCCAUCUCUACCUGUGACUCAGGUAUGGUGUACCACAGAGCCUGGGCCUUCACCUUCCUCUUGGCCCGGCCUCCCUUCUCAUAGUUGAUGUACAGCUCCUCAAACUUCUCACCUGCUUGCUUACACCUGGUGAUGAGCAAACACUUUUGGUCUCCCCUUGCCAGGAAUGAGAACACAGUGUUUGGUGACGCAUCACUGCAGGACUCACCAUCACUACCUUUGCUUGCACCUGAUGAUGAGCGUUCAGUUUGGUGAAGCUCCUCGCCUCACCAGCAACUAAAUGAAGUGCACAAAUUUCGACUAUACUGGUAUUUUUAUUUUGGUGACUAUUGCAUUUAUCGUUUUGUACCAUUUUAUAUUGUCAGAUGUUUAUUGUACAUACACCUUAUACUCUGUUCUGUUGCUGUGUACAGAUUGUUGUUUGUUUGCUGUGAUGUCUGUGUUUAUUUAUGUUACAGAUGUGGUGGAUGUUGAUGUUUAUAUGAUUGUUUUGUGCAGACCUGGUGUUUUAAGAGUACAAUACUCCCAUUUCCUAGUGGUCAUGCAGAGUUUUUGUUAGAAUUUUGUGAGAGUCCUGAAAAUAUCCUUGAAAACCCAGAUAACUUCCACUGGAGCCUGACUGAGGUGAUGGGGCAGUAGUGAAAGGCUGUGUGACCUUUCUUAUGUGAUCUUUCCUUUCCAAACAGGUUAUAUUUUUUGUUUUCUUAGGAUGUAAUUAUGUUUUCUAGCAUGAGAUACAAUGUUAAUAAUGAUUUUUUUCAGGUUUUGCAUCCAGAUCCCUUAACUAGUCAGGGGUAGGAUAAAGGACUUGGGUUUUUGGCAUUUGGAAACCAUUACCCUGAGUGAAUGCCCUUCUUAACCUCUGUAAUGGUGAUGCAGAGGUGAAGGAUGAAUGCGUGAUGUUUUUACCGUUCAUUGACAAAACGGUGGAUGCCCUCCUAACCUUGUAAUGAUGAAGUGAUGAUUGAACAUGUGAGUUUUAAUGAUGUCAAGGUGAAAAUUGAACUUGUAGUGAUUUAGUGUUCAUUGACAAAAACAUGAUCUCCGUGAUGCAGUGUCCUCUCUCAGGUGUCUGGGGAAGGCAUCAGGGGGGCAACUAGCAUAAAGAAGAAUAAUUUUUACUUGUACAUAGGUAUCAUCUUGUGUUUGCACGUUGUACGACUCAUCAGAUAGAUCUCGCAAUACCGCUCUCUUGUGAAAUGCCGAACUCGUCAUACAUACACACAUACACAUACAUACAGUGAUGGAUGGAAGUUGAGUAAUGCCUUACACUCUUUCAAUAUGUUUAGCCUUUUCUCUCAUACUUAUGUUCUGCUUCCAGUCUGUCAGUUCAGUGGGUCAGAUGCCUUGAGAAUAUAAACUAAGGGGAACUGCAGGAAGUCAUCAGGCCUACACGUGGCAGUCCCUGUAUAAAGCAAGCUUACCUAUCCCCACCGAUCAUCCUUAUCCAAAAUUUUGUCUGAUCUUUUGAAGCUCCCUGAUGAUGCUCUGCUAAUGUAUUGGGUCUUGAGUGCAUUCCAUCCAUCCUCCUCUCUAUUGUGAGAACCAGUUUCUUCUGAUAUCUCUUAAAAUUUCACUAUUUAGCUUGAACCCAAUAUUUCCUGUCCUAUCUUGAUUACUGACUCUGAGGUUUUGCAUUUGUUGCCUUCAUUAUUUGUUACUAUUGAGGGAAAACAUUAAACUCUGAAAUUGAGUGGAAAAUGUUACAUGACUUCUAACCACGCCUGCGCACAUUGACGCUACACCUGUACACACCUACACCACAACUCUUACACACCCUCACAUGCAUAGAAACGAGUGCAUUGUUUUAUAGAUUACUUUCAACAGUGGCGUUUUAAAUAGGACAUUGAUUAUAAAAGAAAAAAAAAAGUAAGUCUCCUUCUUUCCUUCUUUCUUUUCUCCCAGUAUAUAUCGUCAUAUUAGUCCUGUAAUAUAAACAUUUGUGUGUCGUCUCACCUCCGUGUGACUGUAUACACCAUUAAAGGAGCAUAAUUGA
Scylla paramamosain (green mud crab) is the source of this 6458-nucleotide messenger RNA. Its product is annotated as protein-associating with the carboxyl-terminal domain of ezrin-like. Gene Ontology annotation, molecular function: protein kinase activity; ATP binding. The record is from RefSeq and is a predicted model, not a curated record. Gene Ontology annotation, biological process: protein phosphorylation. The transcript is spliced from 12 exons. Bases 166 to 2568 code for a protein of 800 amino acids. Lineage: Eukaryota; Metazoa; Arthropoda; Malacostraca; Decapoda; Portunidae.